AUGGAAGACACGCUCUCGAAUGACUCGCUGGCUAGCCAGCCUGCGAAAGAUAUCCCCGUUCUUCAAUCGCCCGCCUCCUACCACCAGCAACAGCGAAAAGAUGCCGCCAGGGCAAAAGAGAAUAGGCCAGGCCCGAAGCUGCGAAACGUCUCGGCCCCGAAAAAGAGCGAUGCGAUCCUCAUUGAGCUUCAACGCGGCGCCCCGACGGAUGAUUCUCGACUGAAAAUGGCGUCAGCAAAGACACAUGGCCAGAAGGAGCUGUCGCGGCAGCGGAAUAAAUACUACCAUGAGGCUUUUGGGUUGAGGGAGCCGUACCACAGCUCGCGCAAUCGAGUGAAUCAAGAUUCUAUUAUUGUGGUAGAGAUAAAGACAAACCUUGAGCUAGAAGAUGCUCCCAAGGUCAUCUCGGAUAUGACGUUUAAUUUUGCUCAGAUUCUUCAACGCCCCGAAAGCUCUAUGAUGAUAGUUCUGGACGAUAGUACCUUGCUUAGAUUCGGGGCGACCGCAGAGCCCGCGUAUCUGAUGAAGGUCUCCGCGCUGUCGCAAAUGAUCGCACCAAUGAUGAAUAUGCGCCAUACGGCACUGAUGCAGGCUGCUAUGGCUGAAAUCUUGGAUAUCCCCAAAGAUCGAGGCGUUAUCAAAUUUGAGUCAAUGUCAGAAGAAAACUUUGCUACCAACGGCUCGACCAUCAAGGAUGAAAUACAGCAGCUCGAUCGAGCCUCGCAUGAAGAUACAGGCCUUAUAAAGACCCUAUCUCAGUCAAUGACCAGGAAAAAUAAAUCGAGCGUGAAGAAGCCACCUACACCUGUGGAGCAAAUACAUUCUUCCCCGCUCGCCCAGACCCAAAAAGUACAGAUAGACAGUGGUUCUCGUGCUAAUGGCGCCUCUCGAACGUCUCCCACUGCACCUGACGCCGAGAAACGGAUAAAGAAGUACAAGAGCCUUGCGAAAUUGUUUUCUCAUUGA
Molecule: messenger RNA, 966 nt
Organism: Ophidiomyces ophidiicola
Lineage: Eukaryota; Fungi; Ascomycota; Eurotiomycetes; Onygenales; Onygenaceae
Exons: 2
Coding region: 1-966 (321 amino acids)
Molecular function (GO): phenylpyruvate tautomerase activity
Source: RefSeq, a predicted model, not a curated record